AUGGCUGCUAAACCUGUGAUCGUAUUUGUGCCCGGGGCAUGGCAUCCUCCGACGGUGUUCGAGCCUGUGACCAAAAGGCUAGAAGCAGCAGGAUACGAAACCAAGGGCGUGCACCUUGCCUCUGUUGGUGCUGAGGUGCCCUUGGAAGACAUCGAACCAGACGUCAAAGCCAUUCAAUCGGUAAUCCAAUCAUCGGCCGACGAGGGUAAAGACGUCCUGCUGGUCGUCCACUCGUACGGAGGGGUUGUUGGCAGUGAGGCGGUCCAAGGCCUUGACAAAGCGAGCAGAGAGAAAGCAGGGAAGAAAGGCGGGGUUUCGCAUCUAUACUUCUGUUGUGCCUUCGCCCUGCCGGAGGGGGUAUCGCUGAUGGAUGCAUUACAAGGCAAACCAUUGCCUUGGUUUGACGUCUCAGAGGACGGAAAGGUUGUCAGGCCCAAGACGCCAAUCGACGUCUUCUACAAAGAUGUCGAGAACCCGGAGAAAUACGUGGAGCUCUUGAAGCCUCAUAGUUACCAGACGCUUGCCAGCAAGGUUACCUAUCCAGGGUGGAAGCAUGUCCCAAGAACCUACCUGUACUGCGAGAAGGACAUGGCGAUUCCCAUUCACGCGCAGAAGGGCAUGGUGGAGAGCUCAGGUGUGGAGUGGAGGACCGAGACGGUUGAUGCCAGUCACAGCCCUUUCCUGAGCGUCCCAGAAGAGAUGGCCAACUCAAUCAGGAGAGCGGCAGGAGAGACAAUCUGA
Molecule: messenger RNA, 741 nt
Organism: Exophiala aquamarina CBS 119918
Lineage: Eukaryota; Fungi; Ascomycota; Eurotiomycetes; Chaetothyriales; Herpotrichiellaceae
Exons: 1
Coding region: 1-741 (246 amino acids)
Source: RefSeq, a predicted model, not a curated record